AUGUCCCGCCUUGUUGAAGCAUCUUCUGGUAGCAGUGAUCGAGAUUUUUUGGUCAUAUCGUCUGAUGACGAUGACAAGGAAAAUCAGCUUCCACCACAAUCACAGAGCAACGCGAGGUCUAAAGUAGGAGGAAACUGGCGUGAACUACUCUCCUCCACCUCUACUCAUAGAGGUACUGUGGAUGAGAAACCACGUCGACAGAGAGGGCGGCCAAAGGGAAGUAAGAAUCGGAAGACACUGAAGCAGGAUGCUGCUUGUGCUUUAUUGGACUCUGAUUCAUCUGAUGAGGACAAUCCCCUUGUCAAAGACCAGAUCAAACGACCCCGUCUAGGAAGUAAUUGGCGGGAAGCAACCAUAUCGACUGGAAGCUUACCAAAGCGCAGCAAGGGUCGUCCCAAGGGGAGUAAGAACAAGCCAACUAAGGCUGCUUCUCCAAAGAAAGGAUUAGAAUGCCAUAUUUGUAAGGACCCAGAUGAUGACAGUGCACUUUGCCUCACUGAAUGUGGUCAUCUUUUUCAUGUGCAUUGUUUGGAGCAGUGGGUUCAGACGUCGAACCAAAAGUAUAGAACUUUAAAGUUUGAAUUUAUUUCUAAAGUGGUUGAGACUAAAGGAUGCCCAGACAAAAUUACUCUUUAA
Frankliniella occidentalis (western flower thrips) is the source of this 636-nucleotide messenger RNA. RefSeq lists its product as uncharacterized. The coding region runs from base 1 to 636 and encodes 211 amino acids. The record is from RefSeq and is a predicted model, not a curated record. Gene Ontology annotation, biological process: anaphase-promoting complex-dependent catabolic process. Lineage: Eukaryota; Metazoa; Arthropoda; Insecta; Thysanoptera; Thripidae. The transcript has 5 exons. Gene Ontology annotation, molecular function: ubiquitin protein ligase activity; zinc ion binding; cullin family protein binding. Gene Ontology annotation, cellular component: anaphase-promoting complex.